Messenger RNA from Sarcophilus harrisii (Tasmanian devil), 5168 nucleotides. RefSeq names its product dendrin (gene DDN). The transcript is spliced from 2 exons. NCBI's taxonomy places the organism in Eukaryota, Metazoa, Chordata, Mammalia, Dasyuromorphia, Dasyuridae. The coding region runs from base 2695 to 4884 and encodes 729 amino acids. The record is from RefSeq and is a predicted model, not a curated record.
CUUAUUAGGUCCCUUUUCAUCUUCAGAUAGGAGUUAGUGCCCACCCUCCUUCCAGCACCAUCUCCCAAUACACUUCCCUGCCAUGAAUGUUCUAGGGACUUCUCCCUCCAAGUGGUGCUGGAAAGGCAGAACUAGGCUUUGAUUCUGCUGAACUGGCACUAUGUGUGAGUUUACAAAUCCCCUUUAUUGUCUCUGCUGACUUUGGCAGGGUAGGGAGAGAAACAGCUCCAGAGGUAACACAUUUAAUCCUCACUUUCCCGAGUACUGACAUGCAGACAGAAGCCAUCAAAUGGCACCUGGAACAGUGAGUUAGGGAGGCCUGGGAUAAGAGGUGGGGGUUGGGUGGACAGUGGGAGUCAAAUGCUAGAGUUCUGCUCAAUCUUGCCUUUCUUGAAUUUUUCUGUUUGAUAGUUUCAGAACAACUCAUUUUGUAUUCUUGACUUAAUCUCCUCUAUGCUAUUUUUCUCAAACUUCAGGUUAGGAAAGUUGUGGAAGAAAAGGUAUGCCUUUAUGGGGAAGGGGUACAGGUCCUGGGAUACUACUCCCUAAUUAAAGACGUCCUACUGUGAUGGGUCACCAUCACACCAUUCUACACAGACCCGAACAGCACAUUCCUGAAACUGAGGGAGGUUUCUGAGUUGAUUAGAUGAGUUAGGAAGUAUGCACAUUCCAUGGGGUCAGAGUAGUGGGGGAGAGUUAGGAGAGGAAACUUUAAAAGACCCACGAUUCUGGUAGGAUAAGACCUUCACUCUUCUUACUUAGCUAUCACAAUUGCAGGAGCCAGGUAAGUACAGGGGUUCAGGGCAGGAAUGGGGUGGUUGAGUGGGAAGAGUAGGCAGAUAAGUAAUGUAUUAAGAUUCUUUCUCUAAGGAGGAAAUGGAAGAUUUGGAAUUGGGAUGCUUGAAUUUUUUGUAUCUUCCUCUGUGGGAGUGGACAUUUCAGGGAGGUAAAAAAGGGAAGACAAUGCCUUCAGUUGAUCCAUUCUCUUCCUACAGUGGUAACAACUGCUGCUGACCCUCCCCCUCCACUGGAUACAUACCCCUUUUCUUAUAUCUAUUUUAAUUAAGGGAAAGUGCAAAGGUUUGUUUUUUUUUUUUUUUUUUAAUCAUUUCAGGAUGGGACAUAGAGAUAGCACAAUAAAUAAAGUACCAGCCCUGGAGUCAGGAGGACCCGAGUUCAAAAUCCAUCCUCAAAUACUUAACACUUCCCAGUUGUGUGAUCCUGGGCAAGUCACUUAACUGCAAUUGCCUCACAAAAAAGAUUAAAACAAAUCAGGAUUUUUUGCUAUCUAUCAUGCUUUCUCUGAACCUCAAGUAGUAACCUUGGGUUGGGAGGGUAAUUUUGGAAGUUCCCUCCAUAUUUCUUUACUGUUACCUCUUUUCUUUGUGGGGGUCAUUGUCAAGGGAGGAAUGUAAUCUGUGCUGAACUACACCCUUCCCUACCUCCAUUUAAAAUGUUAGCAUGGUUGCUAUGCAUGGCUGCUAAGUCUCUGCUGGAUGAGUUUGGUGUGGGCUGUGUUGUUACUAACAUUGCCAUGGUAAAAUUGAGAAUCACUUGUAAUGAUAUUGGGGGAAGGGACCAUGAGAGCAUUAGAACAACCUUUCCUAUUCUCAUUAUCUUAGCCAAAAGAACCAGUGACAGGUGGCCAUCCUAGGCAGCGGCAAGGGAAGUGUGGGGUGAGGUCCUGCAGAUGGAAACAGCCAUCUUUUUGUUUAGCCUUUCUUUUCGCUUAGUUGCGGGAGGGUUGGUGCAGAACUGGGAGUAAUUUCCAUCUACCCGUUUUUCCUAAAAGUGCAAGAACUCGCCCCGUUCUUCAGGGCUUGCCAGAGCUGUGUGUGGGCAUGAUACAGAGUGAUUCUCUCUGCCUUCUGGCUUAGAAGGGGAAGAGGCAGCCAUUAUGAUCCCUGCCUCCACGGGGAACACCUAGAACUAAGGUGAAAGACUGUGUGGUCGCCACGGCAGAACCCUAGAGUCCUUGAUGGUGAGGGGAAGUUAAGGAGUCGAGGCGGGGCAGGACUUUAGAGCUUGGGAACAGCAGCUCUCAGCUCUUGAGCUGAGCACGAAGCAACCGCCUCCUCCCUCUGCCGCUGAGAAGCGGGUUACUCAUCUGCACCCGCAUCACGGCUAAAAAUAGCCCCCUAGAGCCUUAGGGCCGCCCCCUCCCUUUCCCCUGCCCCCAAACCCAUGGGUGGAGAUCGAAGACCUUGAAUUCCGAGGGACAUUUUCUUAUCGUAGAUGGAGAAACAGGCUAGAGUCGAGGAAAAGCCAGGGAUGAAACUCAAGUAUCUGGCCAUCCAACUAACUAGAAUAAUGGGUCAAUAAAGCAGCAACGUUGGGUAGGGGGAGAAAUGCUGAAGGCUGAGGAGGAGGAGAAGACCUUGGAUAGCGAGUUGAAAAUCCUCCACUUUCCAGCUGAUCCUGAUUGGGUUUGGGGGCAAGGAAUUGAAAGUAGGGAGUGUCCGGGUCGGCAACCGAGAACUGCCGCGUGCUGUGUGGGAGAAGUAGCAACACAGAACAACUGCCCGUGUCACAUGCACGCACACAUACAUACACACACAGAGACAUACACGUGGGUUCGGGUAUAUAUAAUCCCCAGUCCUUGUGUACGCUGCUCUGCAGCCGGUACAGGCUUCCUAAGCUAGGAGGGGGCUCUUGGGGUGGGUGGGUGGGGGGUUGGGGUUGGGGUGGAACAGGAUGGUGGAUGGGCCGCUAUUCUCCAAGGGGGCAGGCAGCCCUAGAAAACCCCAUGAUGGAGAGUCUGCCAGCUGCUUGUGGGUACAGAAGUCCAAGCUGUUAGUGAUUGAAGUGAAGACCAUCUCCUGUCAUUACAGUCGCUGGGCCCCUGCUCACCAGCCCAUGGACCCUACCGGGGGUCCUUGGGUCCAGGAACCUUCAAGCCACAGGUAUGGGCUGGACAAGAAGCCCCCAGAGCGGCUGCUUCGCCGAGCAUGGGUGCCCCGAGUGUUGCAAGAAGCCACCAACUGGGGGACAGGGCAUCCACCCGAGAUCCGACCAAGGGAGCAAGAGAAAAGGAAGGCGGCCUCUCAGGAGCGUGAGGCAAAAGAAACAGAGAGAAAGAGGCGCAAGGGUGGUGGGGUUCGAAGUUGGAGCCCUCCAGGUCUUUACCGUUCAGAACCCCGGAGUCCAUUGGGCCGAGCACGGGGCGGAGGGGGGUCCCGCCAAGAACCUGGCAAUGUCCCUAAGACCGCCCAGCCUAAGGUUCGUCAGUUUCCUUGGUUGCCUGGGCACCUUGGGCCGGCCGGCCGCCCGCCCCGUCCAGCAGCACAGUCGCUGAGAGUGCCUGGGACCGCAGCUCGAGCGGGGCUCCGGGUAGGGCGGCCGUCCGGGCCUCCCAGUUAUGAAGCCCACCUGCUCUUGAGAGGCGCCGCGGGGCCGAUCCCUAGGAAGCGCUGGGACCGGCCUCCACCCUACGUGGCUCCGCCUUCUUAUGAUGGCCCUCAUCGGACCUUGGGGGCCAAACGGCCCCCGCAGCUUCCGGGGCUGCCCGCCCCGCUAGCUCCGGCUCCUACUCUAGAAGGCAAAGAGAGAGAGGAGCGCCCCAAGAAGAGGCUGGAUCCGCGAAUCUACCGCGACGUUCUAGGGGCUUGGGGGAUUCGGCAGGGUCGGGGCGCCCUGGGUGGGUUUCCAGCUUGUGGAGGGCUGGGGCUUGGAGGGAAGACUUCAGACAAGGUCUCUGGGGUCUUUCUCGGGGGUCUCAAUAGCAACUGCAGCGAGAGCUGUUCACAGCCUGGGGCUAACCAGAUCGCUAGAGCAGCAACAUUAACCUCUGGCACCUCCCAAACGACAGCCAGGACCCAGGUCCCUCUCAGAGACGUCUCUGAAGGAGAACGAGCAGGAGAACAGAGCUGGUCCCGCGAGACCGGGGGUCCUUCCCCCGGAGACCAGGUAGCCCAGCAUAGUCAAACCCUUCCUAGACCCUGGGCCCCCGGAAGUCCGAGAGAGAAAGAGUCCCCGGGAGAGGGGGAUGGGUACCAGAGGUCUCCCAAGUUACCAACCGACUGGAAGGAGACCCAUCGAGCUCAUACCGUACCCCGCAGCCCCCACAGUUCUGCUGGGGAAAACGGAGUGUUUGUCAUUGACGCCACGUGCGUUGUCAUUCGGGCUCAGUUCGUCCCGACCCCUCAAAUCCAACACGUGCAGCUUUUGUCUUCCCCGGGGCCACGGAAUGGGGGGAACUCCCUGGCUUUUCAGAAGCCCGGAAAAGAGGAGGGAGAGGAGGAGCAAGCCUUCACUUCCCCGUGUCAAAAACUGCUGCAGAAUAGCCGGCUCUUUGAUCAGCUCAGCAAGGGCUUCUCAGAUGCAUGGGGUGAGGGUGUUGAAGCCGGGAUACCGGAGGACCCCUCACUGAAAGAGCGCGCCUCCCGUAUCCUGGGGCUGCCAAUCAGGGAGUUAGACCUGGGGGUGUCCCCCAAUAAAUGUAAUUCGGACCCCGGUGGGCCCAACGAAACGGCUGCGAGGUGCGCGGAUGUCGCUCGGGACUCAGAGCCGGCGCCCAGAGUCCUGCGACCCGCUGGCCGGGGCUGGGCGCGGGACCCAGGGCCUUACGCCGGGGCCCUGAGGGAGGCUGUAUCCCGCAUCCGCCGCCAUACAGCCCCGGACUCAGACUCGGAUGAAGCUCCGGAGUGCGGCGCCCGGAGCUGUUCCUCGGAAGGGAGCGACACAGAAGCCUCGGGUACCUCCAGGCAGCCUGAGCAAAGCCUGCCCGGGACCUCAGGAGACCAGGGAGAAGCCGGGCGCAGGGCCGGAGAGCUGAGAGACUGUAUCCGGGAAAUCCUGGAUGUAAUCUGCCAGACUGAGGAGGCGUUAUUCCGGGCCGAGGGCUCAGCUCAGGGAAAACAGGGAGGGGGGCACCCCCAGCCAUAGGUUCCCGGACCAUGGACCUGGUCCUAGCUCAUUGUACUUUGCACUCUUGCAGAUUUCUCUGGCCUCUUCUCACUUUAUUUUAUAACCUUACCCUUACAUGUACCCCGAACUGGAGGUCCUUACGGUGGAACCAGAGGAACAAACAGCCAUUUGAGUUUUUAUGCUUUCAUUUUAAUAUGAGAAGUCGGGGAAGUGAAAUCAUCUUAUGUCUGGAUCAAUUCCGUAUCAAUCUCAAUUAAAGGGCUUAGUAAACAAAGCCCAGUAGUUGUUUUGUUGUUUUUAAA